AUGUUUACAACUUCAGUACCAAUUUGUUACAGUUGCAAACAACCAAUCACUGAUAUUUGCUUAUCAGCAUUUGGCCUACAAUGGCAUCCAUUCCACAUUGCUUGUAAUGUUUGUAACAAGGAUUUUAGUGAUGGAAGUAGAUGUGAAGAGGGUCCAGAUGGAUUUGCAUACUGUUCAAAAGAUUUCUUGGAUAAAUUUGCACCAAAAUGUAAAAAAUGCAAUCACGCUAUUUUAGGUGAAAUUACAAAUGCUUUAGGUUCAACUUAUCAUCCAGAACACUUUCAAUGUAAUACAUGUAAUGUAUUAUUAAAUGGUAAUUUUUUUCAUACAGAUGACAAAACUCCAUAUUGCGAAAAACAUUAUUAUGAAGCCAUUGGAUAUUUGUGUAAACAUUGCGAUAAACCAAUUAUUUCAGGAAAAUGUAUUAGUGUUGGAUCAUCACGUUAUCAUCCAGAACAUUUCUUCUGUACUUUUUGUAAAUCAAAUCUUUCAGGUGUAGCAUAUAAGAAGCAAGGCGAUAAACCUUAUUGCACAGAAUGUUUCCUUAAACUUUAUGGAUAA
Messenger RNA from Dictyostelium purpureum, 561 nucleotides. RefSeq lists its product as uncharacterized. NCBI's taxonomy places the organism in Eukaryota, Evosea, Eumycetozoa, Dictyosteliales, Dictyosteliaceae. Gene Ontology annotation, cellular component: cytoplasm; cell-cell junction; focal adhesion. The transcript has 4 exons. Gene Ontology annotation, biological process: cell-cell adhesion; cell-cell junction organization; positive regulation of integrin-mediated signaling pathway. The record is from RefSeq and is a predicted model, not a curated record. The coding region runs from base 1 to 561 and encodes 186 amino acids.